AUGUCCAUCGCCCAGGCAGCGGCCAAGGCCAUGCUAUCUGACUCCCUGCUGCAGGACGGCGCGGUGAUAAACCGGAUCCAGCACCUGGAGCUGGAGCUUCCCCUGGACAAGGUCAUCAAGUUUGUGUCCGUCGGCCUGCCGCUGAUGCUCGUGUGCAUGGCCUUCGCCCGCGAGAUCUCCCUGGGGCCUCAGAUCAGCUGUUUCCCCCCGAGCAAUUUCACCAUCAAGCAGGCCAGCUAUGUGGACACAUACUGCUGGGACUCUCUCAUGCAUCACGAGUUUGACAGCGACGGGAACUUCGAGGAGCGCUCACUCUGGGUACACAAGAUGUUCCCGUACUCUCUUAUGGCCAUGGCCGUGUUGAUGUACCUUCCGGCUCUGAUCUGGCGCCAGCUCGUAAUGCCCACGCUGGGCUCCGACCUGCUAUUCAUCAUUGAUGAACUGGACAAGUCGUACAACCGCUCCGUCCGGCUGGCUCAGAGCAUUCUGGACAUGAGGCAGAACACUCAGAACCCGCUCACAUUUCAGGCCGAGCUCCAAAGGGCCAAGAGGAAGCGAUACUUUGAGUACCCUCUGCUGGAGAGAUACAUGCAUUGCAAGCAGAAGUCCUACUUCCUUGUUAGCAUGCUUUUCUUGCGGGGCUUCCUCCUCCUGACCUUCAUGACUGCUGCCUGUCUCUACCUGGCCUACUUCCAUCUCUCCGCUUUCCUGCAGGAUGAGUUCAGCUGCUUCGUCCGCACGGGCAUGCUGCGGGAUCAGAACUGGGUCCCCGAGCUGGUUCAGUGUAAAAUGAUUGGCCAGUUGGUGUUCCAGGUAAUAAGUGUGGCUAACGGUGCCAUCUACGUCCUGUUGGCGCCGAUCGUCCUCUUCAGCCUGCUUCGGCUCUUCAUCUGGGACACCACAUUCAUCUCUGUAUACGAGGUCCUCCCAGCCCUGGAUCUGAUUAAACAGGGUAGGCUCGGCUGCCCGCUGAAUGACCUCAAUGUCCUCCUGCUAUUCCUGCGCGCCAAUGUGGCCCACCUGAAGUCCUACGGGAACGUGAGGGCGUUUUGCUCGCUGGCGCCUCCACAGGUUGGCAACGCUACUGCAGGGCAAGGCCUGAACGCGAUGCUGACCCAAGAACAGCUGGAGGAGCGCGAGGAGGCUGCGAAGGAGCUGUCGGAGGAGGUGGAGGAGGCCAAAGAGGAAGGGAAGAUCAGCCUGGUGGACAUCAUGACCAUUCUGGGAGCAGCUCAGGGCAGAGUGGUGAACUGCAGCGAGAAGAGGCCACUCAUCGAGGAGAAUAUGAGCCUGGGUACCGUAACACUUAUCUACACACUCAAACGCAUUCUGCUGGUGGCCAUUUUUGUCUUCAUCAUUUGGGAUGUACAGAAAAUUAUCAAGUGA
Messenger RNA from Labrus bergylta (ballan wrasse), 1386 nucleotides. The record is from RefSeq and is a predicted model, not a curated record. Lineage: Eukaryota; Metazoa; Chordata; Actinopteri; Labriformes; Labridae.